UUAUUCAAUGUAGUGUAAGUGAAUGUUAUUUGAAAUUCGCAGUAUUGUAGAUCUGAACUUUAGUAUUUAAACAACGUAUCGUGAGGAUAAUUUUCAACUGUUGCUUAUGACUUAAAAACAUAUAACAUUUUGCGAAUGUUUCGGUGAUAAAAUGUUGACGUUACUCCGUAUCUGUGCGGUAUUGUUCUUCGCUGUGAAAUUGACGGAAGCUGCUGCAUUUAAAAGUCUUUUUGAAGAAAAACAAUGUCUGCGUGCAGCAAUCUUUACGAGCGGUGUGAUCAUUGGCGACGUACGCAACAAUAAUGUCAGCUUCAAAUGCGACCACGGCUUUUUCAGCAACGUUCCAAAUCUGCAGGAAAUAUUGUUUAGCUGCAAAUAUUUCCAGGCGAUUGGCAGCGUGGCUUGGAAAGGUGAAGGAAUAGGAGUGAAGAUAGAACAAGGACUGCAAGCUUUGUUCUUGAACGCCGUCAAAUGCAGUCCAGGUUGCCCGCAACCGGAUUAUUCCAAGUUUCCAGAGCAUUUGAUGGUGAAUUCUAUCAGCAGCGCGAAACUGACAAUUGUUACUUCGACCGGCGUACCGAUUGAAGACCAGACAUAUUUCAUUUCUGGAGACACAAUUGCAUUGAAAUGUGAAGAGGGUUACGUUCGCACUGGACAAUCGGGAAAUGAGACAAACCAAGAGUUUGACCCCUAUAACAUGUACAAUGAAUACGAAACCAGUCAGGAUGAAGCAGUCGCUCCUGCACAAACGUUCACGUGCAGUAAUGAUGGCUAUUGGAACAACAGCGUUGAUGCAGACUUAGGAUUUUGUAAAGCAAUCACAUGUGACGCAAGGGCUUUCCAGAACAUCAAGAAUGGUGCGAUUACAAUAUACAAACAUGUCUACGAGUUCAAAGAGUCGAUGACGCUCGAUUGCGACCAAGGAUUCCGGCCUUACAACAACCGGGAAUAUUUGCACUGUCUUGAAGACGAUAGUUUCGAAGAUGAAGUCUUCGGUUGUGAAGCUAUCACCUGCCCGAGGCCCCCAGAACCCCUGCAUGGCGGACUAGAAAGAACGCAGUUGUAUUACUUUCCGAACCAGACCGCAGAGUUCUACUGUGAUUCUGGCUACACAAUGAAGGGAUCCAGAAUGUGGAAGUGUCUGGCGUCUGGCAGCUGGGAUAAGUCCUGUGUUCGGUGUGUCCGAGCAGAUGACCACUGCCGACCUCCUUGCAUUCCGUUUGGGGCGCAUGUCAUCAACCCACCACGUAGAAUAGACAUCGGCACGACGAUUGAGUUUGCCUGUGAUGAAAAGAUGAACGGACGUUCGCCUAAUAGGACGUGCCUGUCAAGCAAACAAUGGAGUGGUGAACACGAACACAUAGAUUGCACAGGACGGUCUUUGUUUAUGUCCGACAUGAACGACGUGAAGAGUAUUGCAACUGUUAUCAAGAGAACACACGACUCUGCCAAUACGGCCGUCAAUGUCUACGAUGAUUCAUAUGGAAUAAGCAUUGCAUUAUUUGAAACUGGUGAUGAUGUCUACUUCCUAAUGGAUGUCUCGAAAAGUAUUGAUGAACGCCAGUUCGUACAGAUGAAAAAAUGCGUUACUGCUGUAGUUCAAAAUCUGGGAGUAAACAACACUCAGGAUUCAACCCGAGUCGGAGUGUAUCUGUUUGCCGCCAAUGUGAAAGCAACUUUCACACCUCGAGAUCGGCUGAGUGCAAGUGAGAUGAUUGCCGCACUUAAUAAAACAUCUCUCCGUGACUCUCGAGUAGACACAGGUCUUGGAACGGAUAUAAGCAAGGCGUUGAACGAUGUGCGCGCUGACAUUAUCGCGACAGGAACUUCCGGUAUCCGCAUAUCCCGAGCUGCUAUAAUUAUGCUUAGCGACGGCAAAUUCACACAAGGCGGCAGCCCAGUGCCGAUGGCAGAGCUAUUGAAGAAACAGUUUGGAGUCCUGUUGUUCUCCAUCGCAUUCGGCUCUCACGAUGACACUUCUGGCCUCCGAGUGAUGGAAGAGAUGUCAAGCAAAGUCGAGGGCGAACAGUUUUACUUUUCAAUGAAAAGCAAGAAUGGCAUGACCGCAGGCGGAUAAUAGAUUAUAUUACCUUAGCCCGCACAAAAUGAACAAACAAUGUGCAGUAUAGACUGGAAAUAUAGUAGAUUCUGCAGAAAGCUUUAUGACAAUUGCUUAUUGCUAUUUCACAAUUGCAAAACUCGUACCUUUUCUUACCAAUUAUCAGUAACAAUAAGCAUAAAGGUGGUAAACACAUUGUAGCCAUUAACUAAAACAAUUCAAUUUGCAUA
Molecule: messenger RNA, 2289 nt
Organism: Dreissena polymorpha
Lineage: Eukaryota; Metazoa; Mollusca; Bivalvia; Myida; Dreissenidae
Product: complement C2-like
Exons: 11
Coding region: 152-2077 (641 amino acids)
Biological process (GO): complement activation
Cellular component (GO): extracellular region
Molecular function (GO): serine-type endopeptidase activity
Source: RefSeq, a predicted model, not a curated record